AUGACACCUCACAGAAAUGUCUCCACUGAGGUUUCAGACUUCCUUCUGAAUUGUUUUGUCAGGUCCCCCAGCUGGCAGCUCUGGCUGUCCCUGCCCCUCAGCCUCCUCUUCCUCCUGGCCAUGGGGGCCAACACCACCCUCCUGGUCACCAUCCGGCUGGAGGCCUCUCUGCACCAGCCCAUGUACUACCUGCUCAGCCUCCUCUCCCUGCUGGACAUGGUGCUCUGUCUCACCGUCAUCCCCAAGGUCCUGGCCAUCUUCUGGUUUGACCUCAGGGCCAUCAGCUUCUUUGCCUGCUUUCUUCAGAUGUACAUCAUGAACAGCUUCCUUGCCAUGGAGUCCUGCACCUUCAUGGUCAUGGCCUACGACCGCUAUGUGGCCAUCUGCCACCCUCUGAGGUACCCAUCCAUCAUCACUGACCAGUUUGUCGCCAAGGCAGCCAUCUUUAUUUUGGCCAGAAAUUUCAUUUUCACACUGCCCAUCCCCAUCCUCUCUGCUCGACUCCAUUACUGUGGCAGAAAUGUCAUUGAGAACUGCAUCUGUGCCAACAUGUCUGUCUCCAGGCUCUCCUAUGAUGAUAUUACUAUCAAUCACCUCUACCAGUUUGCUGGGGGCUGGACUAUGCUGAGCUCUGACCUCGUCCUCAUCUUCGCCUCCUACACCCUCAUCCUGCGGGCCGUGCUCAGACUCAAGGCAGAAGGUGCCGUGGCCAAGGCCCUGGGCACCUGUGGCUCCCACUUCAUCCUCAUCCUCUUCUUCAGCACCAUCCUCCUGGUCUUCGUCCUCACUCAUGUGGCGAAGAAGAAGGUGUCCCCGGAUGUGCCCGUCCUGCUCAAUGUCCUCCACCAUGUCGUCCCGGCCGCCCUCAACCCCAUCGUUUAUGGGGUGCGGACCCAGGAGAUCAAGCAAGGAAUCCAGAGGUUGCUGAAGAAAGGGUGGUGAUGAGCACAGCUGAGGCUCUGCCCCCCACAGUAGGAGGAGUUAUAAACCAGCUCAUUAGAAAUUGGCCGAAAUCCAUUGCUUAGAGAUAUAAGAGCAGAAAAUAUGUUUAAGUCUGAAGCAAUUUCCUGACUUUAUCCUUCUUCUUCAAACCUCAGUGCUUGCUGCUAAAUGCCUGACACUUCUGAGACUUUUAAAAUGUUUUCCCAAUACUUACUACUUUGCUGUGUCUAAUAUGAGAACAUAUGGAGGAGAAACUCUACAGUGGAGAAAUAAAUCUCAGUUAAUACUGUAUUUACUAUGUCUGCAUGUGCACUUUUUAAAAUUAUAUAUAAUUAGGGAUAUAAAUAUCUUUGCGUGUCCUUACUAUUGUCAACUUGUUGUUAUUAAUUCAGUGACAUAAUGCAGUUGCGAGAAGAUCACAGUAUUUUAAAUGUCAGCCCUAAAUGAAGAAAAGUAGCUAGAGUCUCUAUGUGCAUCUCUUUCACUUGCCUCCAACCAGGUCCUCCUACUCUUUGUAUCAAGCAAAGCCUGUAUCUUGUUAUCAGGUGCAAGCCUCCAAAGGACAGAGCUCUUGCAAGAACUGCUCACAUGUGAAGAAAUGGGACUUCCUGUGUUUAGGAGAAGGAGUUGUACAAGGCUUCUUCCUCAGUGUCUUGGCACCAUUGUCUACACUCGAAGCUGCCUUUUUAGGAUUCAAAAUGAAUCCGUUUGUGAUGUGUACACCGAGCUCUGCUUUAGGGUACUAACAUGUCACAAUGUCAGAAGAUGUUCCAGGAAUGACACUGAAAUAUACUACGGCUUAUUAUUAACUGAAGAAAGAUGUUCCAUUCAACGGCUGUGGUGCAGGAACUCAAGGGAACGAAGAUGCGUAGAAUGAACAUGCAAUCACUGAGGAACUCACAUGUUGUCCAAAUGGAAUUAAAGCAGUC
Sus scrofa (pig) is the source of this 1871-nucleotide messenger RNA. The record is from RefSeq and is a predicted model, not a curated record. Lineage: Eukaryota; Metazoa; Chordata; Mammalia; Artiodactyla; Suidae.